Molecule: messenger RNA, 3607 nt
Organism: Cuscuta campestris
Lineage: Eukaryota; Viridiplantae; Streptophyta; Magnoliopsida; Solanales; Convolvulaceae
Source: the annotation of a GenBank genome assembly
AUGAAGGAUGGAGAAUUACCUUCCGGCGAGCAGGCGGAGGCGGGGAGUACUGGAGCAGCGUCGUUCGGAACUCAACAGCGGCGGGUAUGACAGAUGGCGGCUGCCGGCUGGGUGCGGCUAGCGUGAAUUGCGGUACAACGGUAGGCAAUUAGGUUUUAAAAACUUGCACAAAAGAUUUCUUUUGAUAUCUCACAAACCCUCCCACCUCUUCCCGAUUCCCAUCCGCUUCGAUCGAUAUAGUUCUUGAUUCCGUGUUCCCGUUUUUCCAAUCGUGUUCAUCUGAAAUCUUUUCGCAUCAACUCUGUUUUGAAAUUCUUGAUUUUCUCUUAUGUUUUUCAGUCUUUGAGCAGUUCUUUUUCAUUGGGUGAUGAUAAAUUGAAUUAUACUGUUAUCCCUGUCUGAUGCUUCCAUCUGCUGACAAUUCAUCUCAAAUCUGAUGAUGAACGUAUUUUUCUGUUAUUUAGAAAUUCAUAUUUCCCAGUCAUUUGCCUAUGAUGAUAAAUCUCUAUCUAAAACGCCCAAAUUUUUAUUUGGAUCCCAAUGUUGAUAAUACAUUGAACUAGGACGGUCUGAGGCUUUUUUUGGUCUUCAAACAAUCAAUUUCUGAAUCCGUUUGUUUAUGUUUUUUUAAUUUGUUCAAUAAAGAUUGGAUUUUUUCUGCUUAUCUUCACGUUUGUUUCAGUUUUAUCCAUGAAAGAUUUGAUCUUUAAAUUUUCAAGUUUAAAAUCUGUUUGAUUCUUUGAGAAGAUUUCUUGAAGGGUGUAGAUGAUGACAUGUUUAUGUACUGAGCUGAGAGCUUGUAAUUUGUUUAUGGGUUCUAGUAUCUAUAUGAUUCUCUAGUGAAUAGGAAGACCUGAUACAUCCUCUUGAUUAAUCUUCUUUUUUAUAAUCCAAAACUUUUUUUUUUUGGAUUUUUUCUUGAUUUUUCGAGGUUUGAUGUGUGAUGAGAAUGAGCAUAAACCAGUUAUCCCUGUCUGAUCUUUUGUGAUGAAUGCUUUUUAUCUGACAAUUUAAACCUCUGGACUUUUUAAUCUUUAUUUUCUUUGGUUGCACUUUCUCCCAAGCAUUGAUUUUUAUUACGGCAUUCUUUGUUUCAAUGAUGAUAAAUGUACUCCAUUUGUACAUUAUUCAUUCUUACAUUUUUAUAUAGUUAUUGAUUUUUAUAUCAAAACUGAGCUAUUGUACCCCUAGUAUUUUUCCAAUAAAAUACUUUUUUUUUAAUUUUAAAUGUUAAUACUUCAGAAGGUGAAGGAAUACUCUCUGUUUCGUGAGCUCUUUUUAUUUUUUUUCUUGUCUCACUAAUAUCUUUGUUUAUUUAUAAAAAAAAAACUUCUACUAAUUUUUAAGUUACAUAUCACAUUUUAAACUUUUAUUAAUAAUUUAUCCAUAAGAUAUUUCUGGAAGAACUUUAUGUUUAUAUACCUGGAAUUGUGUAAAAUGAGAGAAAUGAUGCAUGUCAUUAAAUAUUUCAUCAAUGUUGUAGGUGAAUCUUUAGUUUCAAUAGUGGAUGAUCAAGUGUUUUGUGGCAUACAUCAAAUGUUUUAUGGCAUUGAUUAAUAAUUAAAUCAAUUUCUUAGUACUUUGGAUUGUGUUCUGAUUUUGGGAUUUUUGUUGGUUAAUAUAACGCAUCAUUUGGCUCUAUGUCAAGCAUUGAGGGUGGCAUAUUUCUUUUUAACAUCUCCUUGUGUUGCUCUACGUUAUAGGGCAUGAUGACGAUCUUGUAAAAUUUGUACAAGCAUUUAUUGGAUUGUACAAGAUGAGGUACUCAUCUCAUAUGUGUCACAUGUUGUGUUUCUCUGAACCCACACAAAAGAACAAAGAUUCAAAAGAACUCACAUGUCCUCAGCCCGUUUGCUGGAAAAUCAACUUCUUUUGUGUUUAUAUUUUAUUUUCUAGGGUUUUUGCUCUGAUCUGGGUGCCGUUAUGUGCUCUGGGUCUUCCUUUUUUUACUGCAGAAAUACGAGAUCUCGGAGAGUGUGGAGGCCAGUUGAAGCUCUUUGGGUUGUGAAAUGAGAGAUUUGUGUUUGAAAUUCUUGAAUUUCUGUUUAUGAUUCAUACUUGUAGCAUAAACCCAGUGUUUUCUUGUUGAACAUUGGGUUUGUCACUUUUUUGAAAAAAAAACAGUACCAAAUUGGAGAAUAAUUGAAUUGAGCAGUCAUUCUUUGGUGAUGGAUUUCUUGAAAGCUAAGAAGUUGGGAAGAGGUCGCAAGCAAAAUCCAGAAAAUGGAGCAGAGGAUAAGCCUGUAUCUCACCCCAAAGAUUCAGAUUGUCAGGGAGCGGGUAAACCCCCCAAAGCAGAAGAAGACGAUGAUGAUUUUAUAGCCAAUGAAAUCAAGAGGAGGCUGAAGGAGCUCCGGAAAAACAGUUUCAUGGGGUUGAUUCCCGAAGAGGUGGCCCCUGAGGACGAAGAAGAAGAAGAUGAUGAUGAGCAAGAAGAUGGGGAGAACAAUCUUAAUCAAUUGAGGGACGUGGAAGCUGAAGGAAGACAGUUUUGGUCUGGAUUUGAUGCUGUGUAUGACAAAUACUGUGAACGAAUGCUGUUUUAUGAUCGUUUGCGUGAUCAGCAACUGCGUGAAUUUGUUUCUCAUGUCCCUUCUUCAACUCCAUCUCCAAGAUCUGCAUCCAAAAAGCUUGCAUCGCCAUUUCGGUGCCUUUCCAUGAAGAAAAUGGACGAACCUGAUGACGAAACUGAGCACCUUCACCAGCCUGGAUUCAACCCUUACCAUGAUCUUGAAACAGCUUAUGUAGCUCAUUUAUGCUUGACAUGGGAGGUACUUCAUUGCCAGUACACACAGUUGAUGCAGAAAAUAUCCGGCCAGCCUGAAGCUUCCACAAUUUACAACCAUAGCGCCCAGCAGUUUCAACAAUUCUUGGUUUUGUUACAAAGGUUUAUUGAGAAUGAACCAUUCGAGCACGGGUCGAGGCCAGAGGUUUAUGCCCGUACUAGGAAUUCAUUGAGUAAACUACUUCAAGUCCCUAAAGUUCAAGGUUCGGAUCAGAAGAAGUCAGAAGAGGAUGAGAUUCUUGUUCUAGCCCCUGAUCUAAUUAAAAUAAUUGAAAGUUCAAUCCUGGCAUUUCGUAAGUUCCUGAAAACGGACAACAGAAAAACUAGCAGUGUUCGUCAUCUACUAGGAAGCCAGAACCAACUGGCUACGCCCCUUCAACAGAUACAAUCCUCUCUCGAAAAGAAAGCCAUGAAAAUGAAGGAUCUACGCAAGAGAAGAAAGAACACGAAAAACCAUUCGUGGCCUUCCACGCCAGGAGAUGUUGACCUGUUGCUUGGCCAAAUCGAUGUCAAAGUGAUGGCGAGGGUACUGAGAAUGGAAAGAAUAAGCAGGGAGCAGUUAUUCUGGUGCGAAGAAAAGAUGAAAAAGCUAAAUGUAUUCGACGGGAAGUUCCACAGGGACCCCACAAUCAUCCUCUUCCCCUGCUAAAGUCGUCGCACUCUUGGGGAUAGAAUAGAUUCAAUCUUGACUGUGUACAUGUGUGUUAACAAGGAUUCAUAGACUUGUCCGCCAUUAACAUUAACUGGUCUUGUUUUAUGGGCGUUUCUGUUUUUUUUUUCUUAAAAAUAGUUGUCUGCAGAUUAUAAAGAGACCAUCUUUUC